Molecule: messenger RNA, 297 nt
Organism: Colletotrichum chrysophilum
Lineage: Eukaryota; Fungi; Ascomycota; Sordariomycetes; Glomerellales; Glomerellaceae
Exons: 2
Coding region: 1-297 (98 amino acids)
Source: RefSeq, a predicted model, not a curated record
AUGUCUACCAUCACUGCGAAUGUCAUUCCGCACGCCGACCAGUCCCUUGGCCUCGGCCCGGACAUCAACAUGCCUGCUGUUAAUCAGGGUGGCAUUCUCGUGGUCGCGAGGGAGACCAACCACCUGCCUAAGACCAUCGCCUUCAACCACCCUGGUGCUACUGGCGGCCACGUCGAGCAUCGAAUCAUCAUUACUGUGGACGAACAGACCGACGUCCACACCAACAGGAAGCUGCGAUUCAAUCACGCUGUCGGUCUUGCGGCUUGUCGUCCGACUGGCCACCUGGUUUCUUCUUAG